AACCAUUUCAAUUAGGCAAUUAGCUUUAAGAAUUAUCUUUCAUGUAUGUCCUUUAAAUUUUCGUUCACCUAAGGAUAACAGUAGGAAUGUUUGAUAUCCAAGACACCAGAACCUUUCCGUUGCUGAUCUUAAUCUCAAUCUUCAGCCUUAUCAGCUUCAUCAAUGCCCAACCAAACUACGAUUACCACCUCUGUCAAGGCCAAGAUGGUGACUCGGCAAAUGCCAAUUUUGAAACUGAUCUCUCUUCCCUCUUGGAUUCUCUGUCUCCUAAGGCUGCCCUCUACAAAUUCUACAAUGACUCCUUUAACCAAAUCUACAGCCUCUACCAGUGCAGAGGCGAUAUCAACGCUACCACCUGCUACAAUUGUGUGAAAGCUGCAGCUCAAGAAAUCCAAGAGCAAUGCCGGUUUAAUAAAACAGCGAUCAUAUGGUUUGAUGCUUGCAUGGUACGUUACUCUAAUAAAUACUUCUUUGGAAUUCCAGAGACAUAUACAGGGUACUUGAUGUGGAAUAACAACAACAGUACUGAAUCCUCUCCAAGCCUUGGUGUUGGGGCUUUAGCUUUGAUCUAUGAGCUAGUGGAAAAGGCUCCCAAUUCAGAAAUGAUGUUUGCCACGAAGGAGGGAGUGGCUAUGGAUAAUUCUUCUUGGAAGAUAUAUGGGCUGGUUCAGUGUACAGGAGAUAUCAAUAAUGUUUCAUGCAAAGAUUGUUUAGUGAAGCUGCUGAAGAACAUUGAAGAAUGCUGCCGAGAGAGGUUGGGGUGGCGUACUAUGAGCCCAAGUUGUCAUUUAAGAUACGACCAAAGGCCUUUCUACCAGCAAUCUCUGGCUAAUCCACCCUUGCACACUUCAGGAAAAGGAGGAAAGCGCACAACAAAGAUUGUAAUUGGUACCGUGUCAGCAUUUAUGGUAGUAGUAAUUCUUUUGGGUUGCUACAUUUACUAUUCAGUUUUCAGAAGGAAGAGCAGAGGAGGGGAGAAAUCUAGGGAAGAUAUUUUAUUCAAAGAUUUGAAACGUCCAACUGGCAAAACAAAAUUCAGGGAGGGAAAUAUGCAAGCAAGGGGUGAGGAGGACAGUGGAGAAAUGUAUUACUUCAAUUUAACCACUAUUCUGACGGCUACAAACAAUUUCUAUGAGGCUAAUAAGCUUGGACAAGGAGGUUUUGGCCCUGUUUACAAGGGCACUCUGCCUAAUGGCAAAGAAAUAGCAGUUAAAAGGCUUUCAGCAAAAUCAGGGCAAGGGAUUGAAGAGUUCAGAAAUGAAGUUAUGGUAAUUGUUAAACUUCAACACAAAAAUCUUGUGAGGCUGUUGGGUUGCUGCAUAGAAGGAGAUGAAAAGCUUCUAGUCUACGAGUACAUGGCCAACACGAGUCUAGACGCCUUUUUGUUUGAUCCAACAAAAAAAAAGCAACUAGACUGGGCUAAGCGGGCAGCCAUUAUUGGUGGCAUAGCAAGGGGGCUUCUAUAUCUGCAUGAGGAUUCUAGGCUCAAAAUCAUCCAUAGGGAUUUGAAAGCAAGCAAUGUUUUGUUGGAUGAUGAGAUGAACCCCAAGAUCUCAGACUUUGGCACUGCCAGGAUUUUUGGAAGCAACCAAAUUGAAGCUAGCACCAACAGAAUUGUUGGUACAUUUGGCUAUAUGGCGCCAGAGUAUGCAAUGCACGGUCACUUCUCAGUCAAGACAGAUGUUUAUAGCUUUGGUGUGUUAGUUUUGGAGAUUGUGACCGGUCAGAGGAAUAACCGUUUUGGCCGCAGGGAAAAUGUUGAGGACCUUCUGAGCUAUGCUUGGAAAAAUUGGAAAGAAGGGACAGCUACCAAUAUAGUAGAUCCCAUGUUAAGGGAUGACACAACAAGUGAAAUAAUGAAAUGUAUCCACAUUGGGCUCCUCUGCGUUCAAGAAAAGGAAGUUGAUAGACCAACCAUGGCUUCUAUUGUUCUUAUGCUUAAUGGCCACUCUCUAAGUCUCCCGGUACCUUCACAUCCUGCAUUUUUUAGCCAUAACAGUAGCCAGUUGGACAUGCCUUUAGGAACCAAGUUGGAUCAAUUCUCAGUAGAUGAGGCUACAAUUACUGAUCUACAUCCUCGAUAGUUUGUA
Messenger RNA from Vitis riparia (riverbank grape), 2090 nucleotides. RefSeq names its product putative receptor-like protein kinase At4g00960. The record is from RefSeq and is a predicted model, not a curated record. The coding region runs from base 87 to 2084 and encodes 665 amino acids. The transcript has 7 exons. Lineage: Eukaryota; Viridiplantae; Streptophyta; Magnoliopsida; Vitales; Vitaceae. Gene Ontology annotation, molecular function: protein kinase activity; ATP binding. Gene Ontology annotation, biological process: protein phosphorylation.